Closterium sp. Yama58-4 is the source of this 829-nucleotide messenger RNA. NCBI's taxonomy places the organism in Eukaryota, Viridiplantae, Streptophyta, Zygnematophyceae, Desmidiales, Closteriaceae. The record is from the annotation of a GenBank genome assembly.
AUGGCCCACAGAGGCCCGUUAUUGCUGAUGAAUCCACGACAGCGCGAAUCAACGGUGCAGAUCUCUCCGUUGUCGCCUUGGGGUUCUAUGCAGGAGGAGGCGAUGCUCGGGGGAGAGGAGGGGGGUGUAAAGGAGGGAGCUGCCCGGAAUUUUCACCCUGCUCAGUUCGACUACCCCUCAGGAACCCGCUUUGCCGCCUUUCCUGCCCUCCUCAACCUUCUCUCCUCCGCCCGCUCGCCGUCCGAUGUGGUCUUCUCGGAAAUGGCAGAGAAGCUUCCUCUCUUCCUGUCUCUGGCGCCUGCCGUGUCGCUGCUGAGGCGCAUACCAGUUGCAGUGCAGAACAGGAAGCUGGUGCGGGGCAUCUGGCAGGCCGUGGUGGGGUUGAGGCCCUCAGCGAGUGCCGUCCAUGCCAUGGCGCCCUCGUCUCUGCUCUUCGCUCGCACGCUCUACAUGCCGCUGUUCCCCCCCUGCGGCCACCCCAGCCCCUCUCUCCUGCACGCCUUCCGCGCGCGCCACCUCUUUCCCCCCUUCGGCCUGCCCCUUUUCUCCCAAGACGGCUCCUACCGCUCCCCUCCACCUGGGGGUCUGGCAGAGCAAGGAGCAGCGGAAGCAGGGGGGUUGCUUGUGGGGUCUAUGGGGUUGAUUGGGGCUAUGGAUGGGCGUUUGAAGCAUGACUGGGUGGUGGUGGUGGCGGCGCCCCCAUCGCGUCUGCCCACAGUGCAAGCCGCUGCGCUGGCUGCAGCGCUGCGUGCAGUGAAGUGGAUACUGAAGCAGCUCUAUACGGAGGAUAGAGUUGCCGUGUACAGACGAAACAUGCCGCUCCAAGAAG